AUGAGCCCAGACCUUAUUACCGGUGAAGAAUUGCUAGUCUAUUACGCUUUUUAUGAAACGAGAGACCCUGCUGGUCCUCGUAUUCGUAUAAUCGCCACUGGGGAUUGUCACAAAAUGAAAGAGGAGCAAUUUUUGGUGGUGCUGGCCGACGGGAAAACGCUGUAUAUUGAUAGGAUUUAUGUUAUUGGAACUGCUGGUUGUGCUGGUGGACCUGGCGGUCACUGCAAAAUGCAAGAAAUGGAACUAUCGACGAAUAUCUUUUGGGAGAAGCCCUCUCAGAAGAUAACUAUAUUCCGUCAACAAUCCUUCGCCAGGGUUAAAUUACAUCGAAUUCACACCAAUUAUAUUCCUGGGAUUACUUCAUGCAACUCGACACCGUUAUAUUGGUAUAAUGACUGGCCUCGGUUGUUGAUUUUUAUUGAAUAUUGGAGAAAGACUGACUAUACUGUUGUGCACGAUGUGGAUGAGAUAUUUUAUGUUAGAAACAAAUCCGAUAACCUCCUCGAUAUUGUCCAUCGAUAUUUCAGCACGGCCGAGAAUCCGAAUGCAGGCGCUCUAAAACUCCAGCACAGCGCAUUGGGAUUUAAAGAGCCGAUAGCGCCUAAUCCUUGGAAUUUUGGAAAGUUUCAAGAGCUCAACUUCCUGAAAAGUGCCGUCCCAUUCCUUAAGGAGAGCUAUGAGGAUAAAAUUAAGUACAUCUACGAGACGCGGUUCGCCAGGAUUCCAAACAUGCAUCUGAUCCGUGAAUUUUUUGGGGACAAGCAGACCGUGGCUUUACCCGAUACUCAAGUUGCUUACCUCGAGAUGAGGAAUGAGGAUUUGGAUCAAGCGCGGAAUCAUACUAGUCGAUUUCCGGAAUUUGAAUUGUUUACGGACUCCGAAAUCCAAACCCUACGCCAAAGCCUCAAGGACAUUUUUGGCGAUGACAAUCCACCUUUUCGA
Molecule: messenger RNA, 942 nt
Organism: Mesorhabditis spiculigera
Lineage: Eukaryota; Metazoa; Nematoda; Chromadorea; Rhabditida; Rhabditidae
Source: the annotation of a GenBank genome assembly